AUGCAUAAGUUCACGGUAGUCAUUGUCAUCGCCCUUACCGUUUUUUCGAUCGUCGAGAUCUCUUCUACUCACCAAGAAUCGGAUAAACCGCAUGAAAAUGAGGAAGACGACGAUUUUUCUUCAUUUAGUGUUAAAGAAGAGGUAGAACCUGAUGCUCAAGAGGAAUUGGAGAUCAGAGAUGGAGAUGCUGGUCCAUUGAAAGGACAUUCGUACACCUUGCCGAUUGAUAUGCCGCCAAUAAACUUUGCCUUCUGGUAAGUAGUAUUGUGUUAUUUAUUAUCCGAUUUUAGUGUUUCAUGUGGCUACCGAAAUGCGUUUGAGCAAUACUCUCAGCUUUUGAAAGAAAAAUAUCCUGGAGUUCAGAUCGAAGGAGGAAACUAUCCGCCGAGUUAUCCAAAGGCUCUUGGAGCUCAGGUAGGAUCAUCUAUUUCGAAAUAUUUGUUUUCCAGUUCCGCCUUUAUUGUAAUUGCGGGGUUCUUGCAGAUUAUCGGUCUUGGAAAGAUUGUGGUGAUUGUCUGCAUUAUUUUGGGCAAGGAUCCGUUUCCAGCGUUAGGAAUGCAGACUCCCGGAUUCUUCAAUUGGAUGCUCGGAAAUAAACUUUCUGCGUGUAUGAUGCUUUUCAUCUUCUCAAACAGUAUUGAGAACAUGCUGAUGUCUACGGGAGCCUUCGAGAUCUAUGUUGGAAAGGAAUUAGUUUGGUCGAAACUGGAAAGCGGAAGAGUUCCAUCUCCUGCUGAGCUAGUCCAAAGCAUAAAUGGGUACAUCUCCAUGCACGGCGGGAAGGCGGUUAAUCAAGAAUUCGGAUUUCAGGAAAAUUGA
Bursaphelenchus xylophilus (pine wood nematode) is the source of this 819-nucleotide messenger RNA. The record is from the annotation of a GenBank genome assembly. NCBI's taxonomy places the organism in Eukaryota, Metazoa, Nematoda, Chromadorea, Rhabditida, Aphelenchoididae.